Nomia melanderi (Alkali bee) is the source of this 2420-nucleotide messenger RNA. The record is from RefSeq and is a predicted model, not a curated record. Lineage: Eukaryota; Metazoa; Arthropoda; Insecta; Hymenoptera; Halictidae.
UACUUGUUGAUUUUUGUCAAUAAUAGAAUAAAUGUUAACGAUCUAAUAAUAGACAUCGUGUUUAUUUACAAAAAUUAAUGUUGCAGAUUAAAAUUUUAUAACACAUUUUAUGUUUUGCAACUAUAUCGUUGGAUCAUUUAAAAAAUUUUGACAAAUACUUAUUGGAUUAAUAUUAUAUUUUUUCUAAAAUUACUUUUCAUUUAAGAAUGAAUUAUUCAUUAAAAAUUUUAGUAUAUUGUUUGAUACUUUUAUUUAUUUAAUAAAAAUGGGAUUUUUUGACAAAACAAAAAUUUGAAUAGAAUUAUUUUCGUAUUUUUUUUAAAUUAAAAAAAAAUAGUGAAUGUAUUCAAAGUUUAACUUUUGUUUAUAAAAUCAUAAAACUCUGGAAAAUUGUUUAGGAUAAUUGUUAACUGUGUCAUAUGGUUGGCAGAAAUUUUAUCACUAUUUCUGGGUUUCAGCCAAAGAAACAGAGCUUAUUCAGCAGUCAGAAUUAGACUGUUUUGUGAACAAAACAUUCUCUCAAUCUUUGUGCUUUCCUGUCAGUUUCGAUUUGAAAACAGAAUAUUUUCAGUGGGUUAGAAGUGAUUGAAAAAAGAUGCAAGAAGAAUUGAAGCUACUGAAAAAACAAGUGUCUCCGAUAUCUAAUCGUUUAAUUUGUUAUAUGUGUAAGAAAAAAAUGAAAAUGAAACGUAGCAGAUCUUUAUCUCCAAAACCCUCAAGCAGUGACGAUGAUAUGAAACGUAUUAGACUUGAAGAAAAUGCUGAAAUAGAUGAAGCAAUAUUGUAUCCACAUAUAUUAGAUUUCUCAGACGACGUUCUAUUAAAUAUUUUUCAAUAUUUAAGUCCUCAAGAUCUUAUGGCAAUAAGCUUAUGUUGUCAAAGAUUAGGACAAGUGGCACAAGAUAAAACACUGUGGAGAAGAGUAGAUUUUCGUGCACUGCCUAUACAAUUAAAUGAUUUUUUAAAAGAAUACAUAAAAUUCCUUCAACCUAUGACAACAACUCUUGCAAUUCGUAGUAGUCCGUAUACUGAAGAAGAUGAUGGUCUUAGUCCUAGUUUCUUCAAUUCUAUUAAAACUGUAUGCACUCAACUUAAAGAAUUAAUUAUUGAAGAUUAUUAUAUUAAUGGAGAUAAGUGUUUGAUUUUAAGCAACUGUCAAUGGUUUACUCCACAUUCACUCUUGGUUAUCAGUAAAAUGCCAAAGUUAAAAGAAUUACGAUUAAAUUCAUGUCACCGUUUGGGUGAAUGUGUUGCUUAUACUAGUUUAGCAACAAGAUUUGGAUUUAAAACACUGGAGAUUCUGGAUUUACGAGAUACAGCACUUGGUGAUAGCGAAGUUGGUUGCUUUAAUUGUACUAAAACUUUAACUCAUUUGUAUCUAGAACGCCCUUCUAGUUUAGGAAACACAGAAUCAGUAGAUCAAGAACCACGACCUUUGGUCAGAGAGGCUUUGUUGAAUCCACCUGUAUACGAAGAUGCACAUGUUGCACAGUUUUGGGCUGAAGAUGGAUUUCGAUGGGUAAAUUAUUCAUUUGGACGUUGCUUAAUAACAGAUCGAGCAAUUUGCACUCUUGGAAGUGAUACGUGCGAUCGUAGGAUAAUCAACAACUCGGCAGAAGGUGUAAUAGUUGUUGAAGAGGACAAGCGAGUGUUUAACAAUCCACAUUUGAAAACAUUGGUUGUUAGAAAUUAUCCACAUGUUACAAAUUCGAGCCUCGUACACUUGGCUUUAAAUGCAUCCAGUCUCGAGUAUCUGGAUGUAACUGGUACUUCUGUUACAAGACAAGGUGUUGAAGCUUUCAAAUCUCAGAAAGCAAAUGUUAAAAUAAUAUCUUCGUUCGGUGAAAUGUAGUUAUAAAGAAUUGCAUGAAUCGCGAAUGUAGCAUGAUUUAAGUAUAUGUCUAAUGCGUGUGUGAAUAUUGGCAAACAACAUUUAAGAUAAAGUCAAGUUGAAGGCUUUGAUAAUACGAUACUGCUACAGGUUAAAUAAAUUUAUUUUUCGCGAAAAAUGAACAAACAGAAGAAUUAGAAGUAAAUAGUUUUUUACUUUCACAAAAUAGUAGAUGUAAAGAGAAAUACGAAUUAUAGAAGAAUAUUUCAAGUUAAUAUUUUAAGUUUACAGUUUUUGUGUGAACUGUAUUCAAUGUAUUUAUUUACAAGUAAUCUACUUACAUAGUAUUGUAAAUAUGUAUUUGUGUGCAAUUGAAUAACAUAUUAAAUUUUACGUCGAUACUUAUUAACGUAACACAAUAUUAGAUCUCUUUGUGCUAAUGAUAAUGAAAUUUCAUUAUCGAAACGAAAAUGUAGAAAUGCAGAUACAUUAUUUGAAGGACAGGGGUUAGUGAUAAAAAACAUUGAUAAUAAUCGAAAGAAAAACAAACUAUGGAUAUCACAAAAUAUGUUCUUAUUUUUCGAUUUCA